This is a messenger RNA of Stegodyphus dumicola, 912 nucleotides long. Its product is annotated as cytoplasmic dynein 1 intermediate chain 2-like. The record is from RefSeq and is a predicted model, not a curated record. Gene Ontology annotation, molecular function: dynein heavy chain binding; dynein light chain binding. NCBI's taxonomy places the organism in Eukaryota, Metazoa, Arthropoda, Arachnida, Araneae, Eresidae. Gene Ontology annotation, biological process: transport along microtubule. Gene Ontology annotation, cellular component: cytoplasmic dynein complex.
UGUGGUGUCUUAAUCGUCGUUGAGUGUAUAAUAAAAAUGUGGUAGUUAGGUGAAAUUUUAAAGUGUUAAGCGUUUUGGGGUGGUUAUGAACGUAAUAUAUUAAUCAUAAAGUGCGAGGCGUCUAAUGUAUUCUGAAGAAUAGAAUUGUUUUUUUUUGUUGUGCAUUGUACCGGCUCCGCCUAGUUCUGUAAAGUAUUUGAACAAAAAUGUCUGAUCGGAGACAAGAGUUAGAAAGGAAGAAGCAGAAACUUGCUUUAAUUAGAGAAGAGAAAGAAAAACGUCGAAGAGAAAAAGCUAAAGAGGCUGAAGAAGCUGCGAGAUCAGUUAUAAAACCAGAGAAAGAUCUGAGAGCUCAAACAGAAGAACUUUUAGAAUCACUAGGAAUUCCUGCUAAUGAAUCACCUAUUUCUCGAGUUAGUUCUUCACCCCGCUCUGCUACUCCAGAAAUUCGAAGUUCACCUACUCCUGAUAGUCUACCAUCAUCUGCACCACAGUCUGGGUCUUGGAAUUCAAAAAAGCCUUCUCUAACAUUUGUAAAUGUGAAUCAAGUAACUAUACCACCAAAAGAAAAAGUAAUAUAUAAUAAACAAACGCAGACUGCUUCUACUGGUCAAGAAAAAGAAGGUCUGCCCGCUGCUGGUGCUCAUCCAUUGGAUUAUUAUGUCAUUCAUUGGGAUGAAGAAUGGGAUGAUGAAUUUCAAGUUCUCACAUAUGCUGAUAUGCCUGCUGAAGAUGAUGUUGAAGGAUCCUCCUUAACAUCUCAUGACAUGGAUACACCUCCUCCAUUAUAUACCCCAAGCCAUCGUCAUUCUCAUAAAGGAUUACCUCAUGUUGAAAUGGUUCGACCUGCUCAAGAUGGUAGUACUGUCAUUACACCUAGUUCAGAAUCAGCAAAAGAUGAGAAAAAGAAAG